AUAGAUAUGAGAAAUAUCAGAAUGGCAAUCACUUGUUUUUUCUUUUGGCUUUUUUGUAUCAGAUUUUAUUAAAGAUCUCAGCACUAAGAAAGGUGGGAAGUGCAUGAAGAAAUCCAUUUUCGCUAUGGCUUCUUUUUCACUGUACAAUGUAUAAGCACUCUGUGACAUUAUGAACUUAACAUGUUUAAUCAAGAUUGUCUAAGAGAAUUGUGUAUGUCUGGGCAAAUAUUGUGUUCUGUCAAACUCAGAAAACAAAGCAUGGUAGUGCGAAACGUGCAAAUAUAAACAGCAUUUGUUGAUUGAAUGAAAAUCUGUGAUGCUGGCAGCCUCAACAUAUUAUUUUUAGGAAUGAUAUUUAGGGUGGGAAGAACAAACAUUCCAAACUUUGUCAAUGUAUUACCAGUUGUGUAAGUCCAUACUGUCUCUUUUCAUGUGUAUGAUGUCUUUUAGCCUGUAUAAAUAAUAUACUGUAUUUGCAAAAAAUGUUAUCUGGAUUUUUGUUUGCAAAGAUAAGCAGUUUAGGCCUUACACGGUCCAGUCUGACAGCAGAAGGGACAAGUCUCACGGAAAAUAAAAUGCUUAAAAGCGUAACUGCGGCCUACUUUCACUAGUCGAACCUCAGUGUGAAGGAGAAUUUCACUGAUUUUCCAAGAUUUCUAUGCUUAAAUAAUUAGGAGUCAGAACUGUUCACUGGGGUGGUAAUAGGAACCAGACGUCGAACGCUAUCGCAUGAAAUGAUCAGGGAUACGCCUCGGACAUAGGUUUAUGGUAGUUUUGAAAUGAGGUUUUGACCUCGUAAGGAGUUAUUAUUUCAGAUUUACCACUAUUUUAACCGUGUCAACACUAUUUUGAACACUCAGAAAUAUGUACAAGUGUAAUUCAUUCUGGACUGUAUAUAAAAUGGCCAUAUUUGCGAUGGAGACAUCACAACCCCUGGUUCCUAUCACCACCACUGUAAAGAUAUCAAAGAUAUCAAAGUUUCUCUGCAACACACCAUUUCAUAUCAAACCACCCUGAAUAACUUUGUUUACAUCUGAAAGAGUGGAUUUAAGACAUUUUUGAGAAACUAGUGGAGUUCCCCUUUAAAGGCUGUGCAUUUUAACAGGCUAAGGCAAGCUCUUCUCUCAGGAGCAUGGGGUGUGCCUCGAGUUAAGUUCUAAUAGGGAAGGGAACCUACGUGGUGGGAAGCCGUGCUAAACCGGACUGCGUAAAACUGCUGUGUUUAUCUAACUGUCGAAGGUUUCAAGUGAUCCCCACUCACACAGCGCUCAAAGGCCCAAAAGCACCACAAUCAAGGACUGUAUAGUUGCGCUGUUUGACUUCACACCAAUCAUUAAAAAUGGCGGAUAAACUUCAGAAAUUAGUUGCGGACAAAAAAGAUGUGGUGGAGACGGUGAUGGAGGUAUUUGAGCAGGGUGCGGAGGUGGUGGCCAGUAUCGCUGGAGAUUUGUUCCCGGUCUUCUCCAUCGCAGCUCCUAUCGUGAAGCUGGCACUGGAUAACGUGGAGAGCAAAGAAGCGGAAUACAUGAAGGAACAGUUCCAAAGGGUCCGUGAGCGCCUGGAGGUCGUGUCAGAGGAGAUCCAGCGCAUAAACGAGGAGGUCAAGAAAAGCGGGGCGGAUGCUGCUUACUUCUCAGUGGAGGAGAAUCUGACCAACCUGUUCCGCAAGUAUAUGGACAUCCUAAAUGCCAAACCGAAAUUCCGGGAGGCCAAGAAGAAGCAGUUCAUGGAGCACUUCAGCAAGACCGGGGGCGACAAAAAUCUGCACACGCUGUAUAGCGCAGUUACGGGAGAUAACUUUUCCGGAGAGUCUGUGCUGGAGAUCACUCUCAACUAUGAGCAAAAGAGCCGUAGGGCAGUGGAGGACUUUUGUGCCAGGCUGAAGCAGCUGUUCUGCAUAGGCCUCAUUGCCUUGAUGGGCCAUGCGGCCCUCAAAGGCAGCGAAGAUGAGGAGCAGCUGCUGAAAGAGUGGGCCGAGAAGAUGAAGGUGGUCCAGGAGAAAAUGAUCAUUGUCAUCGAAGACUGCAUCAACAGCUUUCCGAGUCAGGCAGAGAUUGACAUCAAGAGGCUUGUGAGGGACAACAGGGACAAGACCAACCAGCAGCUUGCAGACAUGAUUCUGGAAGCCCUGAAGAAGAAGUACGACUGGAUUGGCUGGUCAGUCCGUGUCUUUAACUCACCCACAGGCCUUUUCACCAGCAAGAAGGACUACCAUUGCCCCACAGGAAAAAGCAGGUUUCAAGUGCCUACAUCAGAUGAGAAACUGAACGUUUUUGUUUCUUAUAGUGCUUCUCCAGAACCUCUAGACAAAACCCAGAUCCAACAGUGGGUCGAGGCCCAGAAGAAGCCCUCAGUUACAGAGGUUGCAGAGAUCCUGUUUGAGAAGGUCCCUGUGUGUGUGGUCCAUACCGUCAAGACUUCUUGCAAAGAAAUGGCCUAUGCCUGGAGCUUUAAAGAUGAGCUUCACUUCUUUGAGCAGUACAAGAACUUCUACCUGUUUGUUCAUUCUGCUUAGACACCAGUAGCAUAGAGACUAUAAUGUUUUUUGGACCAAAAAUAAUCACUAAUAUGUUUUUAUGCUGAGUUUAGUCCUCUUUAAGGACUCCUGCUAUGCAUACUUCCCAGUAGGGGUGGGCAAUUUGGCAUAAAGAUAAUCAACACAUUUUCACACAAUGUAAUGUUGCACUAGAUAUAAUGCACCAACAGUGUCACUGUACUAUCUAAAAUACUAUUUUAAUGUAUGAGUAUAAUUAUAUAAUUGUGAUUCAGACUUGCCGUCUUGCAAACAAGGUCAGGAAACCACAGCAACACCUUCUAAACUUUAUUCUACUUUAAUUUAAUUAAAUGUGCCGUUUGUGAGGGUUUCCGAGUGGCACAACUGUCUUAAGUGUUGGCGUUUCAUCAGGAGACUAAGUUUGAUGCCACAGCUGUCCAUGGCUGGGAUCAUAACUGGCCUCGCUCUCUGUGAUUGGGUAGAAGCAGUGGGUCAAACAUCACUCUGUGCAAUGCUAGCCAGUGCUGGUAUCUGUUAGCUGACAUACCACAAACUCCUUCAGGUGCAUUUCAUGUAAUAUCGCUGUAUUUUGAUCAUCAUACACCUUUAUUUAUUAUCACACGUGCAGGCUCAAACAAGAAGGUCUGGCUCGUGGUUUAGUCUCAAAAGCAAAAUCAGCACUAUACUGACAAAGGUAUGAUGACCGUGGAUGUGUCUGAGUAUAUAAGUGAACUAUCUAUCACCAAGUUUUGACCGAGAUCUCUUUAAAUACUCUUUCAGCAUGCGGACAAUCAUCUGAAUGAUCUGCUCGUGAAGGGGUCUGAAGCAUAACUGGUGUUCUUUUGGAUAUUGCAUGCAAUUACACAUAUCCACCAGAGGGGUCUCCAAAUCUCCAAAUUUGACAUAGUGUAGCUUUAAGAAAAGUUAUUAAGUUUGGAAACCCCUGUUCUAGAAGUCCUGACAAUACCUGUGAUAGAGGAGAUGAAAUGAAGCUCAGACCUGGCCAGAACCCAAAAUUUAGAAACCAAUAAUGGUAGAUCUCUAACUCACAACAUGCCCAAAAAGGCUUAUCAAGACACAAGUUAUGAUGAUGAUGAUGAUAACAUUGUCAUAUUGCCCACCCCUAAUCCUCUGCAAAUAGGUUUGCAUAUAUAAAAAAUGUAGAAAAGUAUAAGCAUUAUUCUUACUUUGAGCAGGAAAGAACAAUUAUUUUAGAUAAUAAAGUACAACACUAACAUUCUCUUGUAACGCUGAAGGCGAUUUUGAAGUGAGAACGUCUGAUCUUUGUCAUUGCUAAAUUUACACUGCCUUUGUACUCUGAUAUUUUAAAUAUAGCAGAAGUGCCUUGUAUCUUUUGUCUCGGUUUAUCUAGGAAUAUUUUUGGGGAAAAUCACUCACUAAUCCUAAAAUACAUGAGGAUGUUUUGGAAAGAAAAGAAUAAACCAAUGAAUUGAAGCGAGGAGAUUUAUAUUCUCUUGAUUCAGUAAUGCGAUUGAAGUGCCACCUCUUGAAAAACUGUAAAAAACACAGCCCUGAUUUCUGCUUCUACACCUGUUUGUCCCUCUGUGCUUUUAAAGGGGAGAUGACACUGUGCUCCAUCUAACCUGGAGUUGCUACAUUUCAGCAGGACCAGUCUGGACAUGUUAUAGCACAAUUAGUAUCGUGAAGGGAGAAGAAUUUGUCACCCUAUGAAUGUUUUCCACAGCCCGCUGGAAUGCCAGACGGUUUAUCAGGCGGGUUUGUUGUUUUUUCUGUCUUUGAGCCACGUAACCGACUGAGAUGUGCCUCCACAAUGUUACUCAUGGAACUAUGCAGCCAGAAUUGCACUGAUUGACACUAGUUUUGGUGGUUGUUGUGGGCUGUUGUGCUUACUUGAUUCAGAUAUGUACAUCAUGUCCUCGACACAGUUAUUGCCAAACGUGUGUAGCAUAAAAGAGAAAUUUGUGGUGGUGUAUUAUGUUCUACUUGUGGAAAUGUGCAUAUUUGGAUUAAGUAAAUUCAUCAUGCAUCAUUUUUUUUCCUAUAUUUUUUUAAUUAGCCAGUGUCAUGCAAAAAGUGUCCAAAUUCUGGCCUUCAGCAUGGAUAACAACACCGUCAGUGGGUUUGUUGCAACUGUUUGCCAAGUGCCAGGUGUUUUACGCUGUUAAACGAAUGCCCUUUGGUCAUUUGAUCUGUUUUAUUGACCACUAUUGAGAGCGUCUCGGAUAUAUGCGCGAGAAUUCGGCCGUCCUUUCUGCUUCUGAGCAAAGUGAUUGAGACUUUGUUUGGAUGUUACUCAAGCCUGGCUGGAUUUAAUUAUUAUGCUUAUACGUUUUGUGCCUCAAACACAUUUUGAAGGUUUUUUCUUUUCUGCUCUCCUGUAAAAUGUUCUUUUUGAAAUAAAUAUGAUGUGUGACAUUAGGUUUAGUCCAUUCAUUCCAGCCAGUGGCAUGACUAGGAUCUUUAGAGGCCCCAGUGAAAAACAAAUAAUGAGACCCCAAAUGCAAAAAUGACAUGAAGUGAAUAAAAAUGACAGUGUAAUUUGCUUGUUUACUGGCUGUUGUACCUCAGACCUGAUGCUUUCUCAGGCCUGUCACUCCACCCACCGGUAUGCACUGUUAACCUAAAUGUUUACAGUAUAUCACCUAUUUUAAAUCACAACAAUCAGGUUAUAUUUAGCUCUCUGACACGCCGCUGGCCAAGGGGGAAGGCUAUGUAGAUCGCUUGCUGUGCAACCGACAUAUUUUGAUAACGUAGAUGUUUUUCAUAUAUUAUUUGAAUGGAAUCAUCUUGAUUUUGGAUUUAUACAUAACGAAUGUAUAAUCUGACAGAUUGCAGAUGUCCCGCUUGAAGGUGGUCACCGUGGAUGAGCCUUUCAAUUGAUGUUAUAAAUAAGAGGGAGAUGCAUGUCUGGCACUUCUGUCUGAUGUUUUGAUGCGUCAGAUUGUGGAUCACCCUUCAACUUUAUUAGGUUUUGAAUUUUCAGAGGUGGGUUUUCCGAGAAGAAGAUGGUUUAGGCUGAUUCUGUUACCAAACUAAUUCUGACAAAUCCACUCAGUCGUCCAAUCCGCUCUACAGUCUGGCUGUUUUGCGCAUGCAUUGGCGCUCAGAACGCUCCUUUAUUUUGUAAUAGAACUUUUUUUUUUCUGUUGACACAAUUUUUCCCCACAUGAAGUUAAAAUUGUAGUUGCAAAGGACUCCAUACAGCAAGCACACAGUGUUCCUCCUUAAGCUUGUAGUGCCUGUAAAGUCUCUUAUGUUUUUCCUUUGUUUUUCUUACAUUUGCUCUGUAUUUUAGAUUGGAUUGCAGUGGGGCGGUCACUAUUAUAUUCAUAAUUCCUCUAAUGAAUUAAAUGGUUUGCUCCAGUGUGUUAAAUUCAGCCAAUAAACAGUAGCUGUGUAUUAAAA
Pygocentrus nattereri (red-bellied piranha) is the source of this 5881-nucleotide messenger RNA. RefSeq names its product protein rapunzel-like. The record is from RefSeq and is a predicted model, not a curated record. The transcript is spliced from 3 exons. Bases 1340 to 2515 code for a protein of 391 amino acids. NCBI's taxonomy places the organism in Eukaryota, Metazoa, Chordata, Actinopteri, Characiformes, Serrasalmidae.